UCAUAGUAGACCAACGCCCCACAAUAUGUUUGAAUGAUAAGAAGCUAUAGAAAACAACUGAACUGAAAGACGGGAAGGCCCAGUUGCUAAACAUAUUUAUAAAGCUGGGAGACACAGCAGCAAGAUGCUGUCCGCUGCAGACAUGGAUUCACUGGCCAGUGUGAGGAGGAGUCUGGUCCGUCAGACAUCUUAAUGAAGGCACUGUUCUGGCUGAGAACUGAGACUGGGGUCCUAAAAGGCUGACAAGUGCGGCACUGUCCUCUCCUGCUGUUGGGUAGCCUUUAUAUUCUGUGUAGUAGGAUCCCCCCAUUGCCCCCUAAAGCCUCAAGAUGGGCCCGUUCUUAGACUUCAACCCCUUUGAUAACCUGCUGUGCAUUCUCUUGGGCAUCUCCUUCACGGUGUGGUUCACCCUACUGCUCGUCUUCAUCAUCGUGCCUGCCAUCUUUGGAGUGUCCUUUGGCAUUCGACGGCUCUACAUGAAAACCCUACUGAAGAUCUUUGAGGUGAGUGGAAACCACUUGACUGUUUGCAAGGGUUCACAGAUGUUAUCAGUUUGGUCAGAGGACAUCACAUCAGACAUUUGCACAUGUAUGAUUAAUAUGAAUGAUCAAUAAUAGAUGGUAGGCAUAUAUGUCACAUAACAUUUAUGACUGAUGUAGGCUUGAGUGGAGUGCAUUGAUUAUACUCACUGUGUGCAGUGAUGUGGCAGUUCCUUGCUUGACAGUGCACUUGACCCAAACUGGGACUUAGCAAUGGGAAUUCAUUUUAGUGUAGGUCAUGCGCACCUCCCCACCUUCAAUCCCUCACCUUCUACAUCAACGCUCUAUUGUGUGAGUUCAGUUCAGGUCCGUAUUUACAAUGUGCUUCAUUUGCUUCCCAUGAGGUCACGACAAACACUUUUGUUGUCAAAGAGAGGCCUAGGCAGGACAUGUAAUAUAAGAUGGCUAUAAUGGAUGUGUAAUAGCAAUAGCACACAAGCAUAAAGUUAGCAUCACUCUAAUCAAUGACUCAACAAUGUAAUGCAUGUCAAUAUAGUGGGUCAGUGCCAAGAGAGUCAUUAAAAACUUUGCUGGCUGGCCACUAUAAGCCAAUUGUUAUAGUGGCACUCUUCACAACUCUGGCUUCACAGUGACCUUUUAUCACUAGUACCCAGACAGUAGUUCAUUCAGUGGUUGUUGGGCGGUGAUGAUGGCCAGGGGCCCUGCCUCCCCCUCAUUAUGUAACUAUGGAGAGACUAGAGAGAACGGUACAGACCUGGGUACUAAAAGUCUUCAUCUGGCUACAUGUUUAAGGUAUGAACAUGACUUUGUGGGAUCUGUGCUUCUGAUCAUAAUUUAUCAACAUUCUCAUUCUUGUUUAGCCUACUGAUGGGUUCAAAAGUGUCUCUCAAUAUGAUUAAUCUAAAGUUUCAGUGGUUGAUGGGAGUUAGCCUAGCUGUCUGUUCCUCUCACUAGUGUGAUGAAACCAGAGAAGGUUAUCUCCCUCUGUCUUCCUCUGGUUUGUUAAGUGCUGACAGUAAGCCUGUGAGCAGUUUCCACCAAACCCCUUUGAGAGAGAGUUCUAGUGGCAGAAAUAAAUGGGCCGGAGGGAGAUGGCCGGGGCUGGAGAUAUGAGAGGUUUCUCAGCUCGCAGUAGUGCCAAGUCUAGUCUACCAACAUUUUAAUGAGAAAAGUAGGCUAAAGGGUAAAAAUUACAGGUUUUUGGAAACUAGGUGAUUGAUAGUAUGACAGAAUAUUUCCCCUCUUGGUUUGUGCAAGUACAGACCUUGGUAUUGCUUGGAUGAGUCAAGUCUCCAAAGCGGAAAUCACAUCCUUUGCUGCUGGUAACUUAAGUCACGAAUGUAACCCCAUAACCCGGAUAUGUGUGAGCUGGGCUAUGGGAAUUGUCUUUCUAUCUAGGUUAUGAACCUGAACUUUCUCUUCAUGGUUAGUACACCAGAUCUCAUGCAGAGAAGGUCAGUCUCACAAGGAAUACCUGGCUGGCUUUUAUACCAGACUGAUGACAAUGCACUUUCUGUUCAACAAUAUUGCAUCAACUGCAGGGUUAGGGGAUGGGAAGGAGAGAAUGAACAAGGGGGACCCUGUAACUCCUACUCAGUCUAGGCUAUGAAUGAGUGUAGAGGUAUCACACACCAGCUCUUUUUUGGAUAGUAUUAUGUAAUCCUGUGCUACCACACCCCUCUGUCCUGAGCCAUGUGCUGGCCUUGAUUUGCCCUGUUCCAGUUCAGACUCAACAGGAUUGCUCUGCUCGUCAUCUACUAGCCUAAACCAAAGCAAACACAUUUGUGUCCCUAUAAGCUGCACUUUAGUCUUAUGAUUCACAUGUCAUGGUAUUGUCAUGUCGGUAAGGAUAUUGUUGUGGCCAACCAAAUGCAAAAUCUGCCCUCGGUGAGCAGUGUUAUCCUUUCAAAAGGUGGGAUGGUCAAUUUCAGUUUCUAAAGAGAACUGUGUCCGUCGCCCUGUAGUGUUGUUGACAUUGGCCUGGCACCGCUUAGUAGCAAAUAUGCUUUACCUCUUACUCUGUUGUGGUGGUCCUGUCCACAAGUGGUCAGUCUUGUAAAUGUCCAGUUUUCCUGUCCUGUCAGAAGAAUGUUGUUUCAGUUGAUCAGGUAAACCUCAACUGCUGCCAAGGCCUGUUGCCCAGUAAAGCCUUUUAGAAUGUGAGCACAUUCUUUGCAUUUUUGUUAGCCAGGUGCCCUGAGCUACUUCCAUUAGCCAGCCAUUUGGAUCACAUAACUGUAUUGGAGUGUCAUAGAUGUGUAAGAUGGAUGCUUGAGCAGAUUAGAAUGUUCUGGCAGCAGAAUUCUGCUGCUCUUCGCUCUGUUUUCUGUCUGUGUGAACAUCAGGAUCCUAUAAAGAUGUGAUGUGUUGUGUGAACUUGCACCCAGCUCAGUGCCUGAGGUUGGAGUGAAAGUUUGAGAACAGCGGAUCCCCUCCCACUUCCUCCUCUCCUCCCUGCUCUGCCUGUUGUUGCUAAGGCAUGGGCAACACUGUCCUUUUCCAGCCUCUUACUGUAGUGUUUGUCUAGGUGUGCAAAUACAGAUACAGUAUGAACAUCUGCAUUUAGCUUAGGUGAGCAUGUUCUUUUAGGCCUACAUAAAAUGGACAAUUACAAUGUGAAUGCAUGUUUUUAUAUAAAAUCGAAUAAUUCUAAUUAUUUCCAUGGCAAGACUCUCCUCACUAUCUGCCCUGGAAUAGUAACAUCAGACUAAUAGCAAAAUACCUUAUCAACAUAGUAGCAUUAACUGCUUUAUGUUAUAUUGUUUCAGUCUCGUGAAAUAUAGGCCUAUUGAAAAUGGCUUGUUGAUAUCAUGUCUGCAAUUUACUGCACGUCUUUAUGAACUCAAGUGUUGUAGAUAAAAGAUAAUGGACAUAUCAAUCUGUCAUUUUAUUAUCUAAUCUGUCAAACUGCCACAUAAUUCCCGUAAUAAAGCAUGAAGCUGUUUUGGUCAUUUUAAGUGGACAAAAAAAUGUGUUGGUCUAUUUAGAAUUAGAUUUUUGUCUGAAUGAGGUUGAGGCAGAAAAUGUGUUUCUCUACGAAAUGAAGGGCUAACACCUACAGGGUUUUUUUCUGGAUCAAAAAGGGGCUUAGGUGGUGGGCGUGGCAGGGGGCGAGGAAAUUGGCGCGGUGUAGAGACAUUUUUUCAUUUUUGCCGGUGUCGAAAUGUGUUCAUUUUUAAGCAUAUUUCCUGCAAUUCAAAAAAUUCCUCCAUGGAGCUGAGACAUUUUAGCAAUUUUAAAGCUAAUUUCCUGCAAUUCAAGGCAUUUUUGCAUCGGCUAAUGCUGUGUUCUUUUGCUCAAACAUAACAAAAUCAAUACUGCUAAAUUCAUUGUUUUUGGAAUUUUCAAUUCUCCCUGACUGUAGCUGUUAUUUUGGUGAUUGUUAGUUGUCAAAUUAUAUUAUAAAAAAAUAUAUAGGUCCAUGUAUCUAUUCUACAUACUUUAUAUCUGGGUUUAGUCGUUUCAGUUUACACUGAAAGCAUUUUUCCAUCCUGAAAAUUAAUAAAUACAAAUAUUAUAUAUAUAUAUAUAUAUAUAUAUAUUAUUAUUUUAUUUUUUUUUUUAUUACAGUUUGGAUUUAGUCAACCCGAAAAAACACUUAGGUGGCCCGCCCAAGGAUUUAAAUGACAGAAAAAUCCCUGACCUGUCUACUUUUCUUUUCUUGUAGUGGGCCACGCAUAGGAUUGAAAGAGGAGCCAAGGACAACAACCAUCUCUUGUACAAGCCCUACUCUAAUGGUGAGUGAUAGGCUGUGUGUUCUGUGUUGUUGAGGAGUUUGUCUGGUUGGUAGGUGUUAACCAUUUUCCAUGUCUCCCUGGGGCAUUGCAGCCAUCAUUGCCAAGGAGCCCACCUCCCUGGAGGAGGAGAUCAAUGAGAUCCGGCGCCGCGGCAGUAACCGGGACCUGGACUCCGCUACUGAGUUUGAGAUGUCUGACAUCUUCUACUUCUGCCGGCGAGGAGUGGAGAGCAUCAUGGACGAUGAGGUGACCAAGAGGUUCUCUGCUGAGGAGCUGGAGUCAUGGAACCUGCUGACCCGUAGCAACUAUAACUUCCAGCACAUCAGCCUGAGGCUGAUGGUCCUGUGGGGGCUGGGGGUGGUGAUGCGCUACGGCUUCCUGCUGCCUCUCAGGUAAGACAGGGUCAAGGUUAGGUCAAGGGAUCAGAUGGGGCGCUGGUUGGUUCAAUAAUAGCACUCUGUUUUCUGACAUGUGGAAACAAAUAUGUUUGACAGGCUGACAUCAAACACUUCUCCAUGUUUCUUCCUGAGAACAUAUAAACAAACAACAUUUGUCCAUAGGCAGUGCUCUAACUAAUAAAAGUAAGGAACACAACAUAGAACUUUAUUUUUUUAAUCGAUUGAGAUAUACAGUAACCUAUAUUGUAGGGUGUUCAUCCAUAAAAUGAUUAAUUCAAGGUUUACACAUAUGUCCAUUCAAUAGAUGUAUGCGUCAGAAAAUCAAUAGUCCAAACACCAUGUCUCUACCAUACAGUGCAUUCGGAAAGUAUUGAGACCCCUUUACUUUUUCCACAUUUUGAUACGUUACAGCCUUAUUCUAAAAUGGAUUAAAUUGUUUUUUUCCCGAGUGGCGCAGCGGUCUAAGGCACUGCAUCUCAGUGCUAGAGGCGUCACUACAGACCCUGGUUUGAUUCCAGGCUGUAUCACAAUCCGGCUGUGAUUGGGAGACCCAUAGGGCGGCGCACAAUUGGCCCAGCGUCGUCCGGGUUUGACCGGGGUAGGCCGUCAUUGUAAAUAAGAAUUAGUUCUUAACUGACUUGCCUAGUUAAAUAAAGGAGAAAUAUAAAUAAAAAAUCAAUCUGAACACAAUACCCCAUAAUGACAAAGCGAAAACAAGUUUUUCGAAAUUGUAGGAAAUGUAUUAAAAAUUUUAAAUGUCGAGGCACUUUUUGCAGCAUUGAAGGUCCCCAAGAACACAGUGGCCUCAUCAUUCUUAAAUGGGAGACGUUUGGAACCACCAAGACUCUUCCUAGAGCUGGCCGCCUGGCCAAACUGAGCAAACGGGGGAGAAGGACCUUGGUCAGGGAGGUGACCAAGAACCUGAUGGUCACUGACAGAGCUCCAGAGUUGCUCUGUGGAGAUGGGAGAACCUUCCAGAAGGACAACCAUCUCUGCAGCACUCCACCAAUCAGGCCUUUAUGGUAGAGUGGCCAGACAGAAGCCACUCCUCAGUAAAAGGCACAUGACAGCCCACUUGGAGUUUGCCAAAAGGCACUUAAAGGACUCUCAGACCAUGAGAAACAAGAUUCUCUGGUCUGAUGAAACCAAGAUUGAACUCUUUGGCCUGAAUGCCAAGCUUCACGUCUGGAGGAAACCUGGCACUAUCCCUACGGUGAAGCAUGGUGGUGGCAGCAUCAUUCUGUAGGGAUGUUUUUCUGCGGCAGGGACUGGGAGACUAGUCAGGAUCAAGGGAAAGAUGAACAGAGCAAAGUACAGAGAGAUCCUUGAUGAAAACCUGCUCCAGAGCUCUCAGGACCUCAGACUGGGGCAAAGGUUCACCUUCCAACAGUACAACGACCCUAAGUACACAGCCAAGACAACGCAGGGGUGGCUUCGGUACAAGUCUCUGAAUGUCCUUGAGUGGCCCGCCAGAGCCUGGACUUGAACCUGAUCGAACAUCGCUGGAGAGACCUGAAAAUAGCUGUGCAGCGAUGCUCCCCAUCCAACCUGACAUGGCUUGAGAGGAUCCGCAGAGAAGAAUGGGAGAAACUCCUCAAAUACAGGUGUGACAAGCUUGUAGUAUCAUGCCCGAGAAGACUCGAGGCUGUAAUCGCUGCCAAAGGUGAUUCAACAAAGUACUGAAUAAAGGGUCUGAAUACUUAUGUAAAUGUGAUAUUUCAGUCCUGUUUUUGCUUUGUCAUUAUGGGGUAUUGUGUGUAGAUUGAGAAUGUAUUUAUUUUUUAAUCCAUUUUAGAAUAAGGCUGUAACGUAACAAUGUGGGAAAAUGUAAGGGGUCUGAAUACUUUCCGAAUGCACUGUAUAUGGUUCAACAGUUAGACUAUUUACUCUGAGAAUUUAGCACUAAGUUAACUCUGAGGCGCCUCUCCGUGACAACUGCACUAACUUUAAACGUCAUCAGAGCACCUCCCAAAGCAAAUAUGGAAGAGAUACAACCAAGAGCGAUGCGGUCUUAACUAGCAAUGGUCACAGCAAUUUAACGUUCUUAUUUCAUCAACACUGUCAAGUACAAGUAUAUUAAGGUUACAAUAUUUUAGAGAACAAUCUAAAGAUUCAUUCUGUGAUUUAUAAAGACAGGGCAAAGAACUAAGUUUUGAGAUUAAUUUCAUAGCAUCCUCUUGAAUUGCCCCUUUUUUCUCUACAUUCUAGAGCAGUGAGUGAACGUAUACACUACCGUUCAAAAGUUUGGGGCACUUAGAAAAUUCCCUGUUUUCGAAAGAAAAGCAAUUUUUUUGUCCAUUUUAAAAUAACAUCAAAUUAAUCAAUUUGAUGUUAUUUUAAUGGACAAAACUUUUGAACGGUAGUGUAGGCCUAUAUUUAUUCUAGCUACUUCUGAAGCACAUGUUCCCUAGAAACGAAUAUGUAACACUGUAAAUACAUUUGUUUAUUAUAAAAAGCUAAAAUGAUGAUGCAAAUACUCAGAAUAUUGGGUUUCUACAUUAUUUUCCUAUUGAGAUGCAUUACAUAGAAAAUUGUACACUGUCGUCAUUUCACAAUCCAAGUUUGUACCGACAGGUAACCUAUUGAAUAAUAUUGGCUCAAAGAAAAUAUUAUAUUUAUAUUACCCUCAAACACCAAAUUGGGCCCUAAUUUCAAAUUAGGCCAUCAUUGUCAAUUGUGAAUGGUAAUUCUUCACGUUUUACGGGUGAAAUUUCCAAGCUGCAUCUGCAUGCCAACCAUUUGAUCUCAAUCAGUUUCAUGGGAAUAUGCAUUUAGAUCUUCUUGAAUGAUGUACAGUAAGUAACCAGAUGUUGUUAACAGCUACUGCCUACCUGUAUUUUGUUUCAAUCAAAACACAUAGGCUACUUAGCCUAGUGUCGAGUGUGCUGUUGAGUUAUGGCCGUAUGAGAAGAAAAACAUGACUAUUCAGCACAAUCAUCCUAAAAUCUCAUAAGAAAUUAAGUGGUGUUUUUGGUCUAACAGUAACGUUAUGCUGUUAUAUUCGGUAUGUUUAGGCCUAUGUAGAAUACGAAUUAGUCAUUAAGUGAUCUUGCGAGAAAUUGAUUCAGCUUUGAUCUAAACAUUAUUAAACAAGCACCAUUCUGAGAAUCGGAGUGUCGCAUUCCGCCGUGCUUCUGCAACACCACCUAUCUUUUUAAACAGUUUGGGCUAGAAACUAGCCGUUUUCACUGUAGUAACGGUAAAACUAUGAUGCUAACAAAUACAUUUUUUAUCUAGGGCACUCGGAAACAAUGGUAGAGAGAAGCCUAAUCAUUACAACAAUUAUUAUCUGGGUGAUUUUAUUUUCUAGGCACACUGGUGCUCCCAAAAUAACAUUCCAGGUCGCACAGGAAAAUAUUUAGGAGCAUAUGCGACCAAAAUGGUGGCACUUUAGAGCCAUGGCCAUAGGAUACAAUUCCUACUUAAUGAGGUGAACUUGGAAUUACACUUAGUGUACAAAACAUUAAGGACACCUGCUCUUUCCGUGACAGACUGACCAGCUAUGAUUCCUUAUUGAUGUCACUUGUUAAAUCCACUUCAGUGUAGAUGAAGGGAAGGAGAACGGUUAAAGAAGGAUUUUUAAGCCUUAAGACGUGGAUUGUGUGUGUGUGCCAUUCAGAGGGUGAAUGGGCAAGACAAAAGAUUUAAGUGCCUUUUGAACGGGGCAUGGUAGUAGGUGCCAGGCGCACCGGUUUGUGUCAAGAACUGCAAUGCUGCUGGGUUUUUCACACUCAACAGUGUGUAUCAAUAAUGGUCCACCACCCAAAGGACAUCCAGCCAACUUGACACAACUGUGGGAAGCAUUGUAGUCAACAUGGGCCAGCAUCCCUGUGGAAUGCUUUCGAAGCCUUACUUUAUUGUCCCCAUGGGGAAAUGUUGUUGCAGUAUCAUGUACACGUUUAAAUACAGUAGAAAACAAAUUGACAAUACAACAUAAGUUACAUACCAAUAAAGAGACUUGCUGGCCUUACUGGGUCGAUAGGAACAUUAGCUGUUUGAGGGAUAUCACACCUGUCACAAAUGAUUGUCUAGUUCUGUUUUUCCUGCCGGGGGGUGCCCUAUACCUGCACCCGGAGGGGAGUAGUUCCAAGUCCGGGUACAGGGGGUGGCUUGGGUCUAAAAUGAUUAUGUGAGCCUUGCUGAGGGCCCUGACCUUAAAGAUCUCAUCCAAGCCUGUCUGUUUGACUCCAAGUACCUUGCUUGCUGUGGUGAUAAUCCUUCUGAGCAUGUUUUUCUGGCUGACAGUGGCAUUGCCAAACCAACAAACAGUACAAAAAGUUAAAAUAUUCUCAAUUAAAGAUUUGUAAAACAGAGUCAGUAUAGUACAGUCAACAUUUUGUAGAUCGGGUCUAUACAUUUACUCCACUGAAGCUCAUUGUCCAAGAGGACUCCCAGAUAUUUGUAUUCCUCUACAAUCUCGAUGUUCUGACCUCUGAUAGAUGUUGCAGAGGUAGAUGUUGUUCGCUUCCUGAAGUCUAUGCGCGUCUCUUCAGUCUUGUUGGUAUUGAGGACCAAGUGUGAUUCAUCACACCACUCUACAAAGUCAUUUAGGACCGGGCCAUGGUGUUCCUCGUCAUCAUGCAACAGGCUGAUCAAGGAAGUGUCAUCAGCAAACUUAACUAAGUGUCUGUCAGAAUGGGAACUAGUACAACUAUUAGUGUACAAGAUGUACAGGAGUGGGUACAAAACACAUCCCUGUGGGGAGCCUAUGUUAGUGGUGCGUAUGUCUGACACGUGGGGACCCACCUUGACCCGCUGUGACCUCUGGCUCAGGAAGUCCAACAGCCACAAAACCAGCCAGGAGUUGAUGCCCCAACGAGUUGAGGCUGUUCUGAGGGCAAAGGGGGAGGGGGGGUGGUGUUCUUAAUGUUUUAUACACUCUGUGUAUAUUGUAUCAUUAUGGCCGGCACUCUGUUCAGAUGUGCUAAGUACUCUCGGCCCGGCAAAUACAACCGGUGUUCAUGAUGCUUUUUGCUUCAUCAUGAUAAUGUAGCAAGUGAUACUUUGCUUCUUGAAAGACGUUUACGUGACGCCAAGAAUGCAUUGUAUAUUGUCAACAAACAUGGCGCCACACAUAGCUGGCAAAUAGCUUAGCAUUAGCUCAUUAUAAUCAGUACAACCUUCAAAAAAAGUAUUUUACACACAUCAGGUGUCCAUUACAAUCCAUGCAAUAAUCUGAAUUUGUCACCAGUACUUGAAAAAGUGAAUAAAACUGUAAAUACAUUAUGCUCCAUACAUAUGAUACAGUAGAAACAUGAUAUACAGAAAAUUAGGCACUUACUUUGAUAGGAACGCACACAUGUCCAAAGUUAUUAUUUGUAAGGGAAACAACAAUGCGAGCGCCAGCCAGAAAAUGUUCCAGUUCGUGCAAGACUGAGCAAAUGUCUGCAUACUUGAUGUGCGGAAAAAAUGGGGAAUGGCUCUCCUCGAAGAGGGAAGUCCAGCUCAGUAAAGCCUCAAACAUAAGUUGUCCGCAACACUGAAAUGGGCUACUUCUAUGUGAAUUAAUGAGGCGGAACACACCUCAAUUCAAACUGUUCGAAAACUUGUUAGAAAAUAAUUUGAAAUUGAUAAGUUGAAACAGCCUAUAGAUAAUUAGCAGGCAGCGCGUGUUAACUGUCCUGUUGCGUAACAAUCACAUUUUGGAACAGUGAGUGCAUUCUGACAUCACGUGCAUAAAACAACUCGCGCUGGGGCGACUGUUAAAGAUAUUUGGAACUCACGUGUGAAAAGGUUAAACCCACCAAGCAGUGAACUAGUAGAACCACUUUAGGUCAGUGUUGUGAGUCUGUUAGCCUCGCUCACCUCCUGACCUACACACUCACCUUUCCUCACGUGAGGUGGAGCUAACGAGCUCUGCUAAAUCUAAAUCUGCACCUCCUUCUCCAGCUUUGUGUGUAGUGCGGAUUCAUCUGGAUUAGACCUGCUGCCUGCCAGCCAGCUUUAACCCACAUGGCCUUAUGGUCCCAGGGAAAGUGGAGACAGACCUUGUGUACUAUAACAUGGCUCUUAUUAAUGAAAGUUUCAGUUAGGUAACCACGACGUCAUUGCGCAUCCAGAGUGUAAUCCGUGUCCACUUGACAGCUAGCAUUAGUGAGAGUGAAAGCACUGCCACAACUGUCUGUUAAAGACACCUUGAAUAUGUCAUAUGUUCUGUAUAUGUUAUGUGAUAUGCACAUGAUAAGCUCAAACACAGAAGUCCUAUGAUUAGAAUGGGCUGUCCUGAGCUGUGUUUGACUGGAGCUCUGCGUGUUCUCUGACAGGGUAACUCUUGCCUUCACCGGUGUGGGUCUUCUUGUCGUUCUCACCUCCAUCAUCGGGUUUCUUCCAAAUGGGAGGUAAGAAUUUCUCAUCAUUGUAACACUUUCCUUAUACCUGAGUAGUAACAUAGUAAUUACGGUAGUAACAACAUUGUAGGUAUUGAGACUCAGACCCUGUUUUCUGUGUUCUUCCUGAAGGAUGAAGAACUUCCUCAGUGAGCAGGUGCAUCUGAUGUGUUACCGGAUCUGUGUCAGAGCGCUCACUGCCAUCAUCACCUACCACGACAGGUAAGCAACAGCACUAGACACACACAUUAUUAUUGCAAAACACAUAGAAAGCAUGUUGAUGCCAUUAUGAGAAUGGUAUGCACUAUAUACCACUGUUGACAGAUGAACACUGCUGGACUGUGUACUAGAGCAGACCUCAAUGAAUCCAUUUAAAUUCUAGAGCAGUGAGGUAGUGUACGUGGUGGUUAUGUAAUAAUAAAAGUAGUAAUAAAUACACAAUGAGUAACGGCUAUAUACACACAGGGUACCAGUACCAAGUCGAUGUGCAGGGGUACGAAGUAAUUGAGGUAGAUAUUCCUAGUUACAUAUAACUAGGAAUAAAGUGACAGAUAAUAAACCGUAGCAGCAGCGUAUGUGAUGAAAUAGAGUUAGUGCAAAAAGGGUCAAUGCAGGUAGUCCGGGUAGCUAUUUGGUUAACUAUUUAACUAACAAUUUCGCGGUUUUAUGGCUUGGGGGUAGAAGCUGUUCAGGGUCCUAUUGGUUCCAGACUUGGUGCAUCGGUACCACUUGCUGUGCGGUAGCAGAGAGGUCUAUGACUUGGGUGGCUGGAGUCUUUGACAAUUUUUAGGGCCUUCUUCUGACACUGCCUGAUAUAGAGGUCCUGGAUGGCAGGGAGCUUGGCCCUGGAUGGCAGGGAGCUUGGCCCUAGUGAUUUACUGGGCUGUACGCACUACCCUUCAAGCAGUUGCCAUACCAAGCGGUGAUGCAGCCAGUCAAGAUGCUCUCUGGUACAGCUGUAUAACUUUUUGAGGAUCUAAGGGCCCAUGCCAAACCUUUUCAGCCUCCACGACUGUGUUUGUGUGUGUGUCUGGACCAUGAUAGAUCCUUAGUGAUGUAGACGUGGUCCUCUGUAGCUCAGCUGGUAGAGCACGGCACUUGUAACGCCAAGGCAGUGGGUUCGAUCCCCGGGACCAGCCAUAAACACAAAAAAUAAAUGUAUGCACGCAUGACUGUAAGUCGCUUUGGAUAAAAGCGUCUGCUAAAUGGCAUAUUAUAUUGUAGACACCGAGGAACUUGAAGCUCUCGACUCGUCCACUAUAACCCCUGUCAAUGUGAAUGAGUGUGUGCUCGGCCCUCCAGUAGCUGUAGUCCACGAUCAGCUCCUUUGUCUUGCUGACGUUGAGGGAGAGGUCGUUGUUCUGGCAGCACACUGCCAGAUCUCUGACCUCCUCCCUAUAGGCUGUCUCAUUGUCGUCGGUGAUCAGGCCUGUGUUGUCGGUGAAGUUAAUGAUGGUGUUGGAGUCGUGCGCGGCCACGCAGUCGUGGGUGAACAGGGAGUGCAGGAGGGGAGUAGGCACAUACCCCUGAGGGUCCAGCGUGGGAGAUGCGUUGUUGCCUACCCUGACCACCACGGGGCGGCAUGUCAGGAAGUCCAGGAUCCAGUUGCAGAGGGAGCUGUUUAGUCCAAGGGUCCUUAGCUUAGUGAUGAGCAUGGAGGGCACUAUGGUGUUGAAUGCUGAGCUGUAGUCAAUGAACAGUGUUCUCACAUAGGUGGCAAAGGGCAGUAUGGGAUUGCGUCAUCUGGGGAUUUGUUGGGGUGGUAAUUGAAUUGGAGUGGGUCCAGGGUGGCUGGGAUGUUGAUGUGAGCCAUGACCAGCCUUUCAAAGCAUUUCAUGGCUACAGAUGUGAGUGCUAUGGGGCGAUAGUCAUUUAGACAGGUUAUCUUGGCGUUCUUGGGCACAGGGACUAUGGUUGUCUGCUUGAAACAUGUAGGUAUUAUAGACUAGGUCAGGGAGAGGUUGAAAAUGUAAUUGAAGACACUUGCCAAGCUGGUCAGCGCAUGCUCUGAGUAGGCAUCCUGGUAAUCUGUCUGGCCUUGCAGCCUUGUGAAUGUUAACCCGUUGAAAGGUCUUACUCACAUCGGCUACGGAGAGCGUGAUCACACAGUCGUGCUCUCAUGCAUGGUUCAGUGUUGCUUGCCUCGAAGCGAGAAUAGAAGACAUUUAGCUCUUCUGGUAGGCUUGCGUCACUGGGCAGUUUGCGGCUGGGUUUCCUUUUGUAAUCUGUGAUAGUUUGCAAAUCAGAGCCAGUGUAGUAGAAUUCGAUCGUAGUCCUGUAUUAAUGCUUUCCCUGUUUGGUGGUUCCAACAAGGCCAUCACAUUCCAUCUAGGUCUGGGGUAGAGUACCCUGAGAAGAACCCAGCACAAACUGCUGCCCCGGACUUUACGAGGCUAGGUGUCACUAAAGGCACUAGCGGCAUAGAAACAUCAUCAGCAAACCCAUCAUCGUUCAAGCAUUAAAACCCCCCUAGAGUCGAUGUCCGUGCCCCGUGGAAAUCGAAUUAGCAUAAUUAAAUAAAUCCCCAUAAAAAUCUGUCAAUUUAAGCGAGAUAUAUCUUUUUUGCAUUGGAUGCGUCUCAAUCCACCAUUUCCGCCGAUGUCUCACUUCCGCAGUGAAAGGUGACAGAGAGAGUGGUGUUUGUCAGUCCAUGAGACAUCCCGAAAAUUGGUCUUCUCACAAAAUCGUAUGUAGCGUCCGAACAGUUUGGCCUACAAACUAUUGAGACUUUCACGAACACGAUGGUGUUCUCCGUUUUGCUCUACGACCCCCACAAGAGUCUUGGGACUCGUCUGAAGUCGGUACAGCGAAUCUGCCAACUUCUGUCUGUAGCGUCUGAACAGUUUGGGCUACACACAUUUGACCCCUCUGUGGAAAGGGGAGACUAACGAACACGUACAAAUCGGUUGUUAUGCUCUAGGCCUCACAAGUUGAAAAAAUGAAUGAAAGUACAGUGCAUUCGGAAAGUAUUUUGUUAUGGUAGUCUUAUUCUAAAAUGGAUUAAAUUGUUUUUUUCCCCCCUUGUCAAUCUACACACAAUACCCCAUAAUAACAAAUUAGACAUUUUUGCAAAAAAAUAACUGAUUUUACAUAAGUAUUAAGACCCUUUACUUAGUACUUUGUUGAAGCACCUUUGGCAGCGAUUACAGCCUUGAGCACAUCUGUAUUUGGGGAGUUUAUCCCAUUCUUCUCUGCAGAUCCUCUCAAGCUCUGUCAGGUUGGAUGGGCAGCGUCGCGGCACAGCUAUUUUCAGGUCUCUCCAGAGAUGUUCGAUCGGGUUCAUGUCCGGGCUCUGUCUGGGCCACUCAAGGACGUCUCGAAGCCACUCCUGCGUUGUCUUGGCUGUGUGAUUAGGGUCGUUGUCCUGUUGGAAGGUGAACCUUUGCCCCAGUCUGAGGUCCUGAGUGCUCUGGAGCAGGUUUUCAUCAAGGAUCUCUCUGUACUUUUCUCCGUUCAUCUUUCCCUCGAUCCUGACUAGUCCACCAGUCCCUGCCGCCACCAUGCUUCACUAUAGGGAUGGUGCCAGGUUUCCUCCAGACGUGACGCUUGGCAUUCAAGCCAAAGAGUUCAAUCUUGGUUUCAUCAGACCAGAGAAUCUUGUUUCUCAUGGUCUGAGAGUCCUGUAGGUGCCUUUUGGCACACUCCAAGCGGGCUGUCAUGUGCCUUUUACUGAGGAGUGGCUUCCGUCUGGCCACUUUACCAUAAAGGCCUGAUAAGUGGAGUGCUGCAGAGAUGGUUGUCCUUCUGGAAGGUUCUCCCAUCUCCACAGAGGAACUCUGGAGCUCUGUCAGAGUGACCAUCGGAUUCUUGGUCACCUCCCUGACCAAGGCCCUUCUCCCCCGAUUGCUCAGUUUGGCCGGGCGACCAGCUCUAGGAAGAGUCUUGGUGGUUCCAAACUUCUUCCAUUUAAGAAUGAUGGAGGCCACUGUGUUCUUGGACUUUUAAUGCUGAAAAUAUGUUUUUGUACCCUUCCCCAGAUCUGUGCCUCGACACAAUCCUGUCUCGGAGCUCUACGGACAAUUCCUUUGACCUCAUGGCUUGGUUUUUUCUCUGACAUGCACUGUCAACUGUCGGACCUUAUAUAGACAGGUGUGUGCCUUUCCAAAUCAUGUCCAAUCAAUUGAAUUUACCGAAGGUGGACUCCAUUCAAGAUGUAGAAACAUCUCAAGGAUGAUCAAUGGAAACAGGAUGCACCUGAGCUCAAUUUCGAGUCUCAUAGCAAAGGGACUAAUACUUAUGUAAAUAAGGUAUUUCAUUUUAUUUUAUUUUUUGUCAAUUUGCAAAAAAAAUAAAUAAACUGUUUUCACUUUGUCAUUGUGUGUAGAUUGAGGGGAAAACAUAUUUAAUCAAUUUUAGAAUAAGGCUGUAAUGAAACAAAAUGUGGAAAAAGGUGUCUGAAAAUAUAUAUAUACUUUUCUUCUUCUGCUCUUUCUUAUAUCUUUCAGAUAUACUUCAGAACAAACUUCCUUUUAGAUUUCUGUUGUUCCAUGUUGUAAAUCUGUUAUUCACUGCGUUUGUAUGGGCUAAUAGCAGUAAGGCCAAAAAUACAUUUUAGUCAUUUAGCAGACGCUCUUAUCCAGAGCGACUUAGCGAGUGCAUACAUUUUCAUCAAGUACUUUUUUAAAAUAUAUGUUUUGAUACUUCAAGGGGUCUUAAAAUUCAAAAUCAAAUAGCUAAAUGAUCCUUGGUAUUACCUUCUUAAAACAAUUCCAUAUAACUUAGUAGAGCACCCCCCAGCUCAGACAGGGCUAAGACUCUUAUGGGUUUAACACCCACAGUGUUAUAGCCUGUGCUCUGGGGGAACUGUUUGUCAAGUGGACAUUCCCUUUGACAUGAUGCAGGCAGUUUGCCGACAGUUCAAAUGUCCUCAGAUGAUUUGAUUUGAUGCUCAGUUUUUAUGGUGUGAGGCAAUGCUAGACAGUGCCCAAAGCCCUGGCUUGACGUGUUGAUUUUAAUACGUGCUGGAGAGCACCACUGUCUACAAAACCACAAGUCACAUUUUUGUUUGACAAAGCCCUUACUAGCCAACGCUGAUUCAAAUGAGUCAAGUUAAAGAAGAAAAUGGGGGGAAAUGCUGCAAAAGAGAGAUGUCUCAAGCAGAUUAAUAAAUAGUCCUUCUCAUCCCCAACUCUAGGUCAGAUGGGGAACUUGUCAAAUGAACGUGUCAAUAUAGCCUACCCUUUGUUUUGCAGUAUAAAAAUGAAAUAACAUGAGCUGUCAGGGAGUGUAUUUAAACAAUAUGCCUACUCAUUCAAAUAAAUAAUUACGUCCAAGACCACGAGGGUUAGAUUAAUCUCUGUCCAUGAAAUUGGCCCUAAGUGCAAAUGUUUUGAAAGAUAAAUACAUAGGUAUGAAAAUAACUGAUCAUAACAACAUGUUUCUAACAGGCCAAACUGUCUAGGAAUGUGGUGAAUUCAGUAUGGGUUAUGUCCCCUGAGGGAAUCUACAUAUAGCGCUGGGCCUGUUACAGCAUGUUCCUCUGCCUAGUCUGGGUCGGGCAAAAUAAUACUGAAGUGGUGUAAGAGGGGCUCUCUUUUGGUAACACGACAACAUGUUCAGCAACAUUUAUCUCCUGAAUGUAGGCUCCUACUCCAGUCCAACAUGCUCAGGGGGUCAGGCUUUGAAUGCUAACAUCAUUAGCCUCCAACCACAUUCAUGUUAAUUAGGAAGGGGUGUGGGAAAGGGAGCAUGGCUUCUCCCUAACACCCAUUUUCCAUCAUCACUGGGUUGUUAGGAUCUAGCUUACACUGGAAUGGUAGUUUCCUGAAAAUCACUUGUUUACUGAUAGUCAUCCUGCUCUCUCUCUCUCCAUCCUCCCAGUGAAAACAAGCCCAAGAAUGGAGGGAUCUGUGUGGCCAACCACACCUCACCCAUCGACGUCAUCAUCCUGGCCAGUGAUGGCUGCUAUGCAAUGGUAAGGCCCAAGACCCAUGAUGAACAGCACAGCAGUCAGACAUAAGGCUACCUACCACAGCACUGAAUGACUGCUGUCAAUCAUUGAGUUAGUGUCAAAUUUAGAACGUUACUGGUUUUCUACUACCAUUAAAAAAUAUAUUUUAGAAGCAAGCAUGCACAUUUUCUUACAGAGAAUUUACCAAAGAAUAUAUAAUUAAAAUUGUAUUUUAGAGAGGCAUGUGUGUGAGAUUGUUGACCUGUAUCAUCAGAUGUUUGUUAAACCACACCUGUGUGUGUGUGUGUGUGUGUGUGUGUGUGUGUGUUCCAGGUUGGGCAAAUCCAUGGUGGUUUGAUGGGUGUGAUCCAGAAGUCUAUGGUGAAAGCCUGCCCACACAUUUGGUUUGAACGCUCUGAAGUCAAAGAUCGACAUCUAGUGGCCAAAAGGUAGUAAUGCACAUCAGCACUUAUACUGCUUUUUAGUUUGAAGUCACUCCGCUGUAGUCUGGCAGGUACCAAACUCAAAGUCCUCCUGACCAGAGUUUCGGAAGCUGCUUGAUGUUGUCAGCACGAUGCGUCAAUAAUAAAGGGGGCUGUGCAUUUACUGGUUGGUUCUCCUCUGUCUUUCCCACUCAAAAAACUAAGUCUCAAUCCCCUAGUGUAAAAAAAAAAAAACGUUUGAGAGAAUCAAUCAAAGCUCGCUCUAUUUCUAAGCAAAUAUAUAUACAAACAUUUUUAAAAUCCUGUGCAGCCCUGUGGGGCACAGCUCUCCCUCGCUGUGUACCACGUUAGUCAUGUCAGCCAGGCUAACUCAGCUGUACCUUUUCAUAUGUUAUUUCUCUAAAAUGUUGUGCACAAAUCUGUUUACAUCCCUGUUAGUGAGCAUUUAUUAUUUGCCAAUAUAUACCACACCUGUCAGGUAGAUGGAUAAUCAAGAAGCUGACAAAACAGCAUGAUCAUUGCACAGGUAGGGACAAUAAAAGGCCACUCUAAAAUGUGCAGUUUUGUCACACAACACAAUGCCACAUAUCUCAAGUUUUGAGGGAGCGUGCAAUUGGCAUGCUGACUGCAGUAAUGUCCACCAGAGCUGUUGCCAGAGAAUUAAAAGCUAAUUUCUCUACCAUAAGCCGCCCUCAACGUCGUUUAAGAUAAUUUGGCAGUACGUCCAACCGGCCUCACAACCAGACCAUGUAUAACCACGCCAGUCCAGGACCUCCACAUUUAGCUUCUUCACCUGCGGGUUCGUCUGAGACCAGCCACCCGGACAGCUGAUGAAACUGAGGAGUAUUUAUGUCUGUAAUUAAAGCCCUUUUGUGGGGAAAAACUCAUUCUGAUUGGCUGGGCCUGGCUCCCAGACAUGUGAAAUCCAUAGAUUAGGGCCUAGUGAAUGUAUUUCAAUUGACUGAUUUCCUUAUAUCAGGGGUGUCAAACGUCCGGCCCGCGGGCCGGAUCAGGCCCGCAAACGGGUUUAAUCCGGCCCGCGAGAUGAUUAAAAAAAUAAAUAAAUAAAUAAAAUAAAAAUUUAUAAUAAUUUUGUAAAGUAUAAAAAUGCGCUGCAAUUUUUCAAUAAAAUAAACUGCUGUUCCAAUUGCGUCCACUGGAUGGCGCAAUAGCAAUUGUGUUAAGCAAGCAAACUGUUUAUACCGGGGCAGAGCAAGUAGGUCAAGCACGUGCAGCCAAUGAGCUACUUUGUUUUGCCCGCAAUAUUUAUUACAGCUUCUACUUUUAACAUUAUGUGCUUUGGCACCCUCAUUGCCCCAAUAUGUCUCAGUCAAAAAAGAGAAAAGUGGACGCAGAGUGCAGAGUGUUCCAAGAAAAAUGGUCAUCCUAUUUUUUCACGGAAUUGAAUGGGAAAGCUGUAUGUUUGGUGUGUUCAGAGCAUGUUGCAGUGCUGAAAGAAUAUAACCUUCGUCGCCACUAUGUGAGUCUUCAUGCCAACAAAUAUGACAACUUUCAAGGACAGCGGAGAUGAGAGAAGGUGAAUGAACUGUUGGCGGGUCUGAAGAAACAGCAGUCUGUGUUUACUCACAGCCGAGACAUCAGUGACGCUGCAGUGAAAGCUAGCUACCUCAUUGCUAAUGAAAUCGCAGUGGCUUCAAAACCAUUUAGUGAGGGUGAAUUUGUAAAAACAUGCCUGAUGAAGGCAGCGGAGAUUGUGUGCCCUGAAAAGCGGCAGGCUUUUGCAAAUAUCAGCCUGACAAGAAACACAGUUGCAGACAGGAUUUCCGAUCUUUCAGUGGAUUUGGACAGCCAGUUGAAGCAAAAAGUAAAGUCAUUUAUUGCGUUUUCGGUUGCAAUUGAUGAAAGCAAGGACAUUACAGAUGUUGCACAACUGGCCAUUUUCAUCCGCGGAGUUGAUGACACAUUGACCGUCACCGAGGAGUUCGUGGAGUUGGUGCCGAUGACAGAUACAACGACAGCAGCUGAUAUUUUUACCAGCACUCGUCGGCGCGCUGGACAGGGUCGGAGUGGACUGGUCCCGCGCUGUCAGCCUGGCUACAGAUGGUGCGCCCUCAAUGAUCGGGAAAAAAGCAGGCGUUGUGACAAAGUUCAGAGAGAAAGUGCAAUCUGCAAAUGGAGGACGUGAUUUUUUGACUUUUCACUGUAUUUUGCACCAGGAGGCUUUGUGUUGCAAGUCAUUAAAGAUGGAUAACGUCAUGAAGGUGGUCAUCCAAACUGUUAAUUUAAUCCGAUCCAGAAGCCUGAAUCACCGUCAGUUUGACAGCCUUCUCAGAGAGAAAGACCACAUCUAUGGCCUGCCAUACCACACUGAGGUAAGAUGGUUAAGCCGAGGUGCUGUGCUGAGGCGUUUCUUUGAUUUACGAGAAGAAAUUGAACAGUUCAUGGAAGAAAAGGGCAAACCAGUGUUAGAAUUUCAUUCCGCAGAAUGGAUGCAGGACCUUGCAUUUAUGGUGGAUGUUACAGAGCACCUGAAUAACUUGAACAAACAGCUGCAAGGGCGCAACAAAGUUGUCACGCAGUAUUAUGACAGCAUACGUUCUUUCAAGUUGAAGCUGUCAUUGUGGGAGACGCAACUUGCCGGUGGUGAUGCAGCUCACUUCCCCUGUCUGAAAAAUGUGUGCGCGACCCAACAUGUGGCAGACAUGAAGCGGUUCAAAGAUAAAAUAACGGGACUGUUACGGGAGUUUGAGCAACGCUUUCAGAUUUAUGUUUUUAUGUUGAUGUGCUAUUGUUUUUAAUUAUUUUAUUUGUAUAUUUAACCUAUUCUUGACUCUGUGGUUCUUGCACUUGUUUGGGGAACAGGAUUUCAUUAUUUUUAUCUACAUUUCUGCCUGAGAAAUGACACCCUGAUAUAGUGUUGUGUGUGUGUGUUCUUUUCCUAGAAUUUCAAAUAAACUUGACGUGUUUUAUGAUUAAUAGUGAUGUGUGUUUUCUUUUGGACACUGUCCUCAGGCUCCAGCUUUAUGUUGUAUGUUUGAUCGUAUUAGCAUUGUUUUUUAAUUGAUUUUAUAUUUAUUGUAUAUUUAACUAUUCUGAUUGUUUUCCGUUCGGCCAUUUCAAUAUUUUUCUCAUUUCCCUGAGAAAUGACACCCUGAUAUAGUUCUGUGAUCUGUGAAACAGUUCUGUUAAUCACUGAGGCAUUGUGUGUUUGUGUGUUCUUUUUCUUUAGAAUUUUCAAAUAAACUUGACGUGUUUUAUGAUUAAUAGUGAUGUUGUGCUUGUACUAUUUUGGACACACUGUCCUCAGGCUCCAGCUUUAUGUUGUAUGUUGAUCGUAUUAAAACAAAGAAACAAUCUGAAGUUGUUGUUUUUAUAUAUAAUAUAUAAUAUACCAUGAUUUUUCCGGUCCGGCCCACUUGGGAAUAGAUUUUCCUCCAUGUGGCCCCUGAGCUAAAAUGAGUUUGACACCCCUGCCUUAUAUGAACUGUAACUCAGUAAAAUCGUUAAUUGUUGAAUGUUGCGUUUUAUAUUUUUGUUCAGUAUAAAUGGAUAAUUGACAAAAAUCCAUUGAAGGUUUACUGUGACCAACAUGUUUUGAUUUAACACAAGACUAUUUGGGGUUUGUGUAUUGGUAAAGACUAGUCACGCUGUAUUUAAUCAAUAUACUGUAAACUAGAGCUGGGACGAUAAAUAAACAAUUAUCGACACCGAGCAAACCGACCACUUAUCAAAGACAUUUUACUGAUAAUGUUAAGUAGCCUAUACUAGAGAAAUGUGAAGUUUGAAAUAAGUGCUAAUUUGGGCAAUUGCUUACGGGACUAUUGAUAUCUACAACAUUCAAAGUAGUAGUAGCAUUUACAAGUAUACAAAAGUAACUGGUGCACAUUAAUGUUAGACUUAUUGUUCUAUUUAUUUAUCAUGAGAAUUAAGUCACUUUAUUGUGAUAUAGAUUUUUGUCCAUAUAGCCCAGUUCUACUGUACACUUACAAAAUCUCUUGUUGCAGAUUGAGUGAUCAUGUAGAAGACAAAACUAAACUUCCUAUUCUCAUUUUCCCCGAAGGUGAGUCGUUUUUGGUUUUGUGUUUCCUUAGUUACUGCUUUGAACACAACUACAGUAGUGUUGAUUUCUGCAUUUCUACUGUGGAAAUGUGAUUAUAAGUUACCCUUUUAAUAUAAUUUCCUUUCCCCAUUUGUAAACACUGACUUUUCCCCAUAGGCACCUGCAUCAACAACACUUCAGUAAUGAUGUUUAAAAAGGGCAGCUUUGAGAUUGGCUCCACAGUCUACCCUGUGGCCAUCAAGGUGAGUGUGUGUGUGUGUGUGUUGCGAGUGCUUGCUUGAGUGUGGUGUUUUUACCGGUCCCACAGUAUUAAUCAGAUGUCCCCGUCCCUCCGGCCCCAACAGUACGACCCCCGCUUUGGAGAUGCCUUCUGGAACAGCAGCCAGUUUGGGAUGGUCAACUACCUGCUGAGGAUGAUGAGCAGCUGGGCCAUUGUGUGCAGUGUGUGGUACCUGCCACCCAUGAGCAGAGAGGUUAGUCUGGGCAAAACCUCACCGUUUUCUUUUAAAAUCCAUCUUCUCUGAAAUAUCACUAAAAGGCUUGAGGAUUGCUGUGACAUUGAUUCAACACCCUAAAGCUCAGUGGCAUUUUUGACUGGCCAUUGUGCAUUGUUUAAUGAUGGCAGGCACAUGAUAUUUGAUUAGCAUACUCUAGCCCCAGGAAAAUGUAUACUGUCAAUAUUUAAGAGGGUGUAGUCAUGCUAACCUCCCUCAAGUUAGCUGUUUCAUCUAUCAUUUCAAUACACCAGUGGGCCAUAUUGAAUGGAUGCAUAUGAUGCACCCCUUCCUUUGACCUCAGCCUGGCAUGAUUUACCUAGGAUAUCCUCAAGCCACCCAGAGUUUGCAUUUGGUGAUGCAAAUAAAUCCUGCUUUGAAUGGGUUUUCAAAUCCGCAUUCACCUCCAUGAACAUUUUAAGGUUGAGAUGGCCUCUCAGCUUCCACCCCUGAUUUAAGGAAAUGUGAUUCAAAUCAGUCUUUUGAGAGGCUAGCAUGGCUGCCUCCUUUAGACGUGGCUUAUGCACUUGUUGGUUUGUCUCAUGUUAGGUUGCACAACCAGAGCUUGACAAAGCAAUUUGUACCAGGAUUGUGGAUGAGCACUCAGUGUGUGACUUGGUAUAAUGUUUUUAGUAUUUUGAGCCGGGUGUGGAUGUGAACUUGGUCAGACCUCGCUCAUGAAUAACAGGAAAGGGUCGAGUACUACCACCCACUCCUAAAACAACAUGUUCAGAGGCAGGGGUUGGCCAGCUUUGGGGCUCUGGCCAUUGACCGAGCGACCGUCCCAUUUUGAUGUAGAAAGCAGGGGGAAGGAAGGUUGGGAAAUGUCUUUCACUAACUGUCAGAGUUGAAGGAACUUGGGCUGGGAUCCAUCUGGUCCUCAGAGGUGUCCUGCCUUUUGAAUACAUUUUCCACUUGCUGCUUGAAGGGAAACUAGUACUUGGAGCAGGCUUUUGGAGCAGCCAUCUCCUCCAGUCUUUGUAACCUGGAGAUCAUAGUCACACAGCAUCACACAGAAUCAGAACACUAUAUUUAGAGAUUAUUCUCUGUCCUCUUGAUGCAUGGCCCAUGAAGUGCAAUGUGCUUGAUUUAAUAUCCCAGUUUGUCAAAAUGUACUUGAUACUACGCUACAAUAUGCCAAUUUUGCAUAUUAGUGGCUGUAGCUAUUAAAUAGGAUAGGUCCUUCAUACAAUAUGUGCACUGAGACCCUUUCCAGGACAUGUCUGAUGCUCAGGUGGCCCAGUCUCCUUUGUGUGUCAACCAGGUCUUCAUCUUUGUCUUCCUUUCUGAACAGGAAGGAGAGGAUGCAGUCCAGUUUGCCAGUCGGGUCAAAGCAGCUAUCGCCAGGCAAGGAGGGCUGGUGGACUUGCUAUGGUGAGUAACCCAUAGCAAACGUCUCAGAGAACAUAUGUACACAUGGGUUAUAGGCUUAUAAUAUCAGGUCUGUGUCAUUGUUAAACCCAGCUCAGUUUUGCUCGGCUGUAUGCCCAUGUGAGCAUCAGAGUACUGUGUAAUGGAUUUGUGAAUUAUGAUGUUGCUUUGUAGGGAUGGUGGUUUAAAGCGAGGGAAGGUAAAAGAUACGUUCAAAGAGGAGCAACAAAAGUUAUACAGCAAAAUGCUAGUGGGAACCCAAGAGGACCGCAGUCGUUCUUGAAGACAAACGCAGGGAGUUUGAGAUGAUCAGAGACCCACUUGCGGACAACAGAAUGAACAGUCUUCUGCACCCUAACAGAUUUUUUGACCUGGAAUACUCCAACCCUCAUGUCAGGAAUACUUCACUUGGCUUCCUCGGUCAGUGCCUCAGCUUGGCAUAUUAAGUUGUCAUUGCUGUUACAGCCCAUUAUGGGCCCUGUCUCUGUCCUCUGUUUCUAAUGAUUUGAAAAUGGACUGGCCUCUACUGCACCAGCCAGCGUGUCAUGAUGCUGUGCACUAAGAUAGUUUUCUCACCAUCAGGGAAGCUAAAACACUGUCUUUUAAGUGACUAAUAUAUUUAUGUUCUUCAUUGAGUUAAUGUAUAUGGUUUGUUCUUAUCCUGUCUCUUUUUUAUGUUUUAUUAUUGUUAAUACUAUUAUGACAGUUAUUAUCAUAAUUGUUCUUUAAGUUACAAGUGAUCUGCCAGGGGACGUAGCAGUGCACAUAGAGAAGUACUGGAGAGUUUGUACUGAAGGGAAAAUCUGUGACCGUGUUGGGAGAUGCAUGGCUGGCUUGUACCCGACACGGCCGAGAUGGCAAGGUGCCACAUGAAUGUUUCUAAUACUUUUUUGUAUUGUUUUUUUUUUCUCAGUGAAAGCCUUUUGUUUUAAGCAUUGUAUUCACAUGUGUAAAAUAUAGGAGUUAUGUUAAAGUGGAGCUUGGGUUUUGUUUUCUUUGUUUCUCUUGUCUCCAUGAAAUGUGGAAGACUGUUCACAUUAUGAUGUGGAGAAUAUACAUUUUGUGACUGAUGGGGUUGUUGAAAUGUAGUAGAUACUCCACCGUCGUCCCAUCUAAACUAGCCUACAUAAUCUAAACACUUUCUUCUGCCUCCCGUCCUUACCUACCGUGUAGCUAAUUUCUGAGCUGUGUAAUGACUGAGGCCUCUGCCACCGACACCUC
Coregonus sp. 'balchen' is the source of this 24401-nucleotide messenger RNA. The record is from the annotation of a GenBank genome assembly. NCBI's taxonomy places the organism in Eukaryota, Metazoa, Chordata, Actinopteri, Salmoniformes, Salmonidae.